AUGUCUUCUUCAAAUAUCUCAAAUAAAGUAUUGCAGGGAUUACCCCGACCCAAAAUUCUCGGCACACCGGUGGUGUACGGUAUCAGUUUGAAUUCAUUCAAAGCACCGCAUUUCUCGUUAACGCUUAGUUGUGUCAGCGAAACGGAUUCGUUUCUGCGUAAUUUUGUUCGUGAAAUCGGCAUUUGUUUGGGUACGACAGCGUCGUGUAGACGUUUA
This is a messenger RNA of Anisakis simplex (herring worm), 216 nucleotides long. The record is from the annotation of a GenBank genome assembly. Lineage: Eukaryota; Metazoa; Nematoda; Chromadorea; Rhabditida; Anisakidae.